UCCCCACUCCCUCCAUCCCCACUCCCUCCAUCCCCACAUUCUCCGUCCCCGACUCCUCCGUCCCCACUCCCUCCGUCCCCACUCCCUCCAUCCCCACUCCCUCCAUCCCCACUCCCUCCGUCCCCUCUCCCUCCGUCCCCACUCCCUCCGUCCCCUCUCCCUCCGUCCCCCCCACUCCCUCCGUCCCCUCUCCCUCCGUCCCCACUCCCUCCGUCCCCUCUCCCUCCGUCCCCCCCACUCCCUCCGUCCCCACUCUCUCCAUCCCCCACCCCUCCGUCCCCACUCCCUCCGUCCCCACUCCCUCCAUCCCCACUCCCUCCAUCCCCACAUUCUCCGUCCGUCCCGGCUCCCUCCUCCCCACUCCCUCCAUCCCCACUCCCUCCGUCCCCUCUCCCUCCGUCCCCACUCCCUCCGUCCCCUCUCCCUCCGUCCCCACACUCUCCCUCCGUCCCC
Messenger RNA from Oncorhynchus tshawytscha (Chinook salmon), 453 nucleotides. RefSeq names its product vegetative cell wall protein gp1-like. The record is from RefSeq and is a predicted model, not a curated record. NCBI's taxonomy places the organism in Eukaryota, Metazoa, Chordata, Actinopteri, Salmoniformes, Salmonidae.